AUGGUGUCCGUCCAAAACAACCCUCGUCCUCUCACAAUCGGCUUUGCCGGGACCGAGAAGGAGAAGGUCGCCUCUCUGCGCCUGAUCGCCGACAGCAUCGCCCAGCAACGACAGACCGCCGCCAAAGCGCUGAUCCUGCAUCCUCUCUGGCUGGCGACGGUCGUCCUCUGCCUCGCCGCCAGCUACUACGUCCUCCGCCUCCAUCAUAACGACUGGCCCGCCAUCAUCAUGACCUGGACCGGAUGCGUCAUGACGGGUCUCGCGGUAGUGCGAUACCUAACCGCCUCAUACCUCUCGCAGGCCGAGCAAACAGGGACGUGGAAAUGGCUCUACGAAGGCUCGGGACACGCUGCGGGGUCCCGCGUCGGCGCCCGCGACCACAUUCUCGUCACGAAGCUUGGCCCCGAAGUGAUUGGGGCGCUGGUGCUGCGACCCGUGUUCACGUCGGCGGGGAUUGAGCCCCAUAUCCGCGGGGCGAGACACUUCGUGCGCGGCCAGGACAUGUACUUCCCCGUGGGCGUGAUCCGCGCGUGGACGGUGCAGCGACGAUAUCGCGGGGAAGGCGUCGGACGGGAGCUGUUGGAGCGGGCGGUGAUGGCCUGUCAGGCACAGGGAUGGGGAGAGCCGAUCUUUUCGCAGAAGCAUGCAAAUGCGGCGCAGGGGGUGGCCAAGUCGGCGUUUGCCAAGGGAGACGACAAGGCGAGGAAGUUGUUGGAAACGAUUAUCAAGGCCAGGCGGUAG
This is a messenger RNA of Aspergillus affinis, 741 nucleotides long. RefSeq lists its product as uncharacterized. The record is from RefSeq and is a predicted model, not a curated record. The transcript has a single exon. Bases 1 to 741 code for a protein of 246 amino acids. Gene Ontology annotation, molecular function: acyltransferase activity, transferring groups other than amino-acyl groups. Lineage: Eukaryota; Fungi; Ascomycota; Eurotiomycetes; Eurotiales; Aspergillaceae.